Molecule: messenger RNA, 501 nt
Organism: Macrosiphum euphorbiae (potato aphid)
Lineage: Eukaryota; Metazoa; Arthropoda; Insecta; Hemiptera; Aphididae
Source: the annotation of a GenBank genome assembly
AUGUUGGCUAUCUAUUCCAUUCUGAAGCCUCCAAAAAGUGGAAAUUGUUCAAUUUUAAAUUCGGAAACUCCCAAAAUUACCAUUACUGAUUUAAAAACAAUGUUUAAUACUAAUAGCAUCACAGAAAAAGAAAAAAAAAUUGAGAACUUGCGCACAACAGAUUUUUGUGAUAGGCCGGAAUCAGUACUGACAAAUUUAAAAUCAAGAGGGGCAUUAACUCACCCAAACAAGAUAUUAUUUUCUUUAAUUACCGAAAAGGAAAAAUCAUUUUCUAAAUUUUGUGACUACAGCGAUGCUUUUAAUUUGACGGUUGAUGAUUUCUUUGCACACACAUUAAAAAUCAUGAAGUGGCCUUGUAGUCAACACAAGUGUGACAUCUUAGCAUCAAUUUUGUCCUACUAUGUUACUAUGCGAAUGCGGCAGUAUACACAAGUAGUUAAUAAAAAUGUUGCAAAAGUGAAUGCUAAUAAGAAGAAAUGCUCUGAACUUACAGUCUCAUAA